CUAUUUCCGAUGAUUAAGUUCUAGUACUGUUGGUAAUUUGCUAGUUAUUCGUAGUUCUAAUGUUUGCACUCUUUUUCGUAGGCACCUGCAUAAUGAGAUCUCUGAACAACAAACACUGGUGGAGACAUUUGCAUUUGUUGACCCGGGAUCCACUUAUCACUUAAACGCCAAUUUUGAAAAAUACAUUGUUGAACGGUUGAAAGAGGGUAACCCGGAUCGGCUGUUCUUUUGGCCACACAAUCAGAAUAUGCAUUGGAUUCUGACUAUUAUUUGGGAAGGCGAAAUAUAUAUUCUCAAUCCGCUCCCUCACCCAACACAAUUUCCAGAGCUUGAAAAAGUGUUAUCAAGCGCGAUUAAGACGUUUAAUUCUGAAACUGGUAGGAGCAACAAGCCACCUAAGGCAAAGUUUUUAAGUGGAUCUCCCAAACAACCUGGUGGCCAUGAAUGCGGUUACGUAGUCAUGCGUUACAUGAAAGAUAUUAUCGCUGACACGAGAUUAAGUUUUACUUCAAAGUGGCUGGCCAAGAGUCGAGUUUCUUACACCGAGGAGCAGCUUGAUGAAGUGCGUAUUGAGGCUCUCCAGUUCUGCCAGGACCACAUAUGACCAGUUUCUUAGCAGUCGAGGUUUCAACUGUCUAAACAGUAUGUUUGCGGACAAGUGGAGGUUUCUACUGUGAACAAUUUGAUAUGCAGUAACUAAUAGUUUUUUGGUAGCUUUUGUGGAUUGAAUGGGUACAAUGAUAAGUGGUUUGCAUAUGCUUAAGUAUUUAGUAGUUUGUUUUGCGUAUUGAACGACGUACGAUCUUAGUUGGCUUUGUGUAGUAGUUGGUUUGUUGGAUGAUGGCAGAAUUGUUGUUGGUUUUGCAAAUUGAAUUUGUUUGAUUGGAUUGAAGUAGAUUUGGAUGUGUAUUGUGGAUGGUGCAAUAUAUAUUCAGGCUGGUAUAUUAUGGAUGCCAGUUUUUUAAAUUUUGUUUGUGCAUGGAUGGACAUUAGUUUUUUUAAUAUAACCGUAGAAAGUAAUAUCUAUUUGUAAGAAGCACAUCAGAUUUUUCAACAAAUUUUGAUGUCUUAAACUAAGAUACAAAUCAGUUUUUUUUGCUUUAAAACAGAUGUCUAAAA
Molecule: messenger RNA, 1119 nt
Organism: Daucus carota subsp. sativus
Lineage: Eukaryota; Viridiplantae; Streptophyta; Magnoliopsida; Apiales; Apiaceae
Exons: 5
Coding region: 248-604 (118 amino acids)
Biological process (GO): proteolysis
Molecular function (GO): cysteine-type peptidase activity
Source: RefSeq, a predicted model, not a curated record